AUGGAGAAGAAGGUGAUGGAGUGUCUGGAGCUGAGUCAGGACGAGUCAGAGGCCGUGUCGAGAGUCGUGGUUCCGGCUCAGCGGCCCGGCGAGGCGAGCAUAUACGAUAUCUUCUCUCUUAGAGGCAUCCGGGUCGACUGGGCCGAACCGGGACUCGUCGUCUGUACUCUCAAGGUCCCUCCCCGCCUCACCGAUAGAGCUGGACACUUGUCCCAAGGUGCAAUUGCGAACCUGGUUGAUGUAGUUGGUGCUUCUGUAGCAUAUAUUAACGGUCUCCCUAUGAAUGUUUCAGUAGACAUAUCCAUCUCCUACAUGUCAAAGGCAAAGCUUGAUGAUGAGUUAGAGAUUACCUCAAAAAGGUUAGGACAAAGAGGAAGUUAUUCUGGAGUAGUAGUGCUUCUGAGAAACAAAGCAACUGGAGAGGUUGUUGCUGAAGGUCGACAUUCAAUGUUUCGUCCUGCUGCCAAACUCUGA
This is a messenger RNA of Fragaria vesca subsp. vesca, 474 nucleotides long. Its product is annotated as acyl-coenzyme A thioesterase 13-like. The record is from RefSeq and is a predicted model, not a curated record. Gene Ontology annotation, molecular function: fatty acyl-CoA hydrolase activity. NCBI's taxonomy places the organism in Eukaryota, Viridiplantae, Streptophyta, Magnoliopsida, Rosales, Rosaceae. The transcript is spliced from 3 exons. The coding region runs from base 1 to 474 and encodes 157 amino acids.